Molecule: messenger RNA, 5035 nt
Organism: Cygnus olor (mute swan)
Lineage: Eukaryota; Metazoa; Chordata; Aves; Anseriformes; Anatidae
Gene: BEND4
Product: BEN domain containing 4
Exons: 5
Coding region: 24-1526 (500 amino acids)
Molecular function (GO): DNA binding
Source: RefSeq, a predicted model, not a curated record
GGAGGAGGAGGAGGAGGAGGAGGAUGGAGGAGGAGGAGGAGAUGCGGGCGGCGGAGGAGGGGCCCAGCACCCCCAAAAUCUACAAGCAGCGGGGUCCCUACAGCGUCCUCAAGACCUUCCCCGGCAAGCGGGCGGCGCUGGCCAGGCGCUACGAGAGAGCCGGCGCGAUGGUGGAGGUGCCCCGGGGGCGCGCAGCGGGGCAGCCCUUCCCGCACGCCGCCGAGCCGCUGCCCUACCCGCCCUUCCCCAACGGGCCCGCACGCCCCGCCGCCGCGCACGGACACCCCCGCACGCCGGCACCGGGCUCCGCGGGCCGCUACGGCCCCUGCCCGCCGGGGGGAGCGGCGGCGGCGGCGGCGGGGCCGGCGGCGGGGGGAGCGGGGGGCGGCGGCGCGGAGCUGAGCGCAGAGAGUCGAAUGAUUCUGGAUGCCUUUGCCCAACAAUGCAGCCGGGUUCUAAGUCUUUUAAAUUGUGGUGGAAAACUACUGGACAACAAUCACUCUCAGUCCAUGAUUUCUUGUAUAAAGCAGGAAAACCCAAAUUAUAGUGAAAGACAAGAGCAAUGUCAGCUUGGGAAAAUGGUCCAUAGUCAGACGUCAGACAUUUUAGACAUAGAGAUGCAGUAUAUGCAAAAGAAACAACAAACCUCAGCCUUUCUGAGAGUUUUUACUGAUUCCCUUCAGAACUAUUUGCUUUCUGGGAGCUUCCCUUCUCAGAACACCUCGUCAGUAAAUGAUUUUAGCCAUUUGGCAGAUGUGGAUCCACUUUCAACCUCUCCAGUGCACACUUUAGGUGGAUGGACAUCUCCAGCAACUUCUGAAUCUCAUGGUCACCCAUCGUCUUCUACGCUUCCAGAGGAGGAAGAGGAGGAAGAGGAAGAAGGCUACUGCCCUCGGUGUCAAGAGCUGGAACAGGAGGUAAUUUCAUUGCAACAAGAAAAUGAGGAGCUUCGCAGAAAACUGGAGAGCAUUCCAGUGCCCUGCCAGACUGUUUUAGAUUAUUUGAAGACUGUACUUCAGCAUCACAACCAACUUCUAGUACCGCAGCCAGCAGACCAUCCGACUGAGGGGAGCAAGCAGUUGCUGAACAACUAUCCUGUCUACAUCACUAGUAAACAGUGGGAUGAGGCUGUAAACUCUUCAAAGAAAGACGGACGGCGACUCCUUCGAUAUCUCAUCAGAUUUGUUUUCACAACCGAUGAGCUUAAGUACUCAUGCGGCCUUGGGAAAAGGAAAAGGUCAGUGCAGUCAGGAGAGACAGGUCCUGAAAGACGUCCUCUGGAUCCCGUAAAAGUAACAUGUCUCAGAGAGUUCAUUAGAAUGCAUUGUACUUCCAACCCUGACUGGUGGAUGCCAUCCGAAGAGCAAAUAAACAAGGUCUUCAGCGACGCAGUAGGACACGCUCGGCAAGGGCGUGCGGUGGGGACUUUCCUUCACAAUGGGAACUCAUACUAUGAAGGGACUGACCAUCCAGGAUCACAGGACGAAGUUUUCAAUAGAGGUAUGCAAGACGGAUCUGGCGAUUGACAGCAGUGAGAGGAAAUUCAUGCAACAGUAGCAAGCAGUUAAUUUAGAAGAGACUAUUUGUUAAGCAUACUUACCCUGAAGUCAUUUAAGAGUCCAAAGCAUGUUUGAACACAUACUGCAUACAUUUCAGCUUCUCCAUCCUACCAUGUCCCCGUUUACAGAAAGAAAUCCAUUUCAAGACCUGCCCUAUGGGACUUCUCAGUGCCUAUUAUUUGCAAACCCUUCAUAGCACCCCCAAGGGGAAACUGCUGUUCAUUCCAUUUAGUUCUAGAGGAAAGAUCAUUUAAAAAAUAUACAAAUUUCAAAAGAAACAAGAGCUACCAUCUUGUCUGCCCAUUGGUAACAAGCCCAGGUCUGGACCCUCAGACAGAACAACCAGGUACUAUUUGCUUUUCCUAAGUAGGAGAUGUAAGAAUGAGUCUGCGUGCGUGUGACCAAAAAAAAACAAAAAAAUGUGGUUGCUCAUUUCUUAACAGCAAGCAGUAUAAUUAUAAAUGCUACCUUAAAAUACCACAUGAGAUGGAAAAUUCAGGGACUUCCUUCAGCCAGCUAUGCCAGGAAAUUAAGCUUCCUGGAUAAAACAGCAGCGCUCAUCAACAACAGAAUCCUUCAAAGACCCAGAACAAUAACAGGCACUUCUAAUAGAUAAAAAUUGCUUUGUGUAUCGGAUAGACACUAUAUUUAUCUAGAUUUCUAAGGGAUUAGAGUUGAUCAUGACAGUUUUCAUUAAAAAAAAGAUUGCUAAAAACAAAUUGCCAUUUCAGAAGACAGGUUUUGCUUUGUCUGAUCCUAUUCUGCAGCCAUAUUAUGUAGCUUUAGAGGUUUUAAAUUGCCUUUUCUUGUUUUUGCUUUCAUUUGUGUUUUAUGUCCAUUCCUUGAAACAGAUGAGGCAAUGUGCUGGUCUCAACAGUCAGAUGCUCAGUGGUGCAUUCAGGGAGGGGUUGAGUUAGAAAAGCCUAAUUUAGCAUUUUGUUGUAAGAAACGUAAACCUGGGAUCCAGACUAAGAGCUGUAAAAAAGGAUGUGUGGUAGAGCAGAAGCCAAUUUACAGCAGAAGCAAUUUACAUGGGAAGCAGAUGCUAGCUCAAAAGAAAAACAAUCCAUCCAUUAAAAAUGUUUAAUUUCAAAGGCUUGGGAGUCCCUUGUCCCUCCAAAUUGACGCACUCCAGAAAUACGUAAUGCCAAAGAAACAAUACCCUUUCCUUUCAGCAUCAGGGUGUUUCGAUCUCCGUGCCCCGGCCAGUCGCUCAGGCUGGUACCGGUGUUCUCCAUAGCCUGGCCCAGCUCUCCUUGAGGCAAUGCUCCCCGGCCGGCAGGGACAGGGCACUGGUUUGGGGAAAGAAAAUCCACUCCGCUUGUGAUCACCUUUAGUGCUACCUCAUCAGUGUUGAUUCUCCUGAACGUGUAUCUCAUGCUCCCCAGCUUUCCUCCUUGCCUUGCGUACACCAUUAGAGAAGCUACUAAUUGCUCCUUCUACCAUUCUCCUCUCCUUCCCAACCUCCUCCCCGCAUGCCGGGCAGGUGGGGAAGCACCCAGCCCGUGCCGUAAAGGUCAGGAAGGGCCCUCUGCCACGAAGCGUGCCCAUAGCUCCAGCCUGACCGCAGACGAAGGACUGGGGCAGCCUCUCAAAUGCCAGCUCACCCACACCAUCAUUUCUCCCUGCCGUCUGCCUCCCCUUUGCCUGCUGCCAUGAACGGCGCAUGGCUCCAGCCGCAGUAGACGGAGCCGUGCUCAGCCAGGAUAUGCUUUAGGCCCUUAAAUGCUCGAUACCUCUCAGCUCGUUUUCAUUUUGCUAAUUUUUAAAAGGUCGAAAGGCACUCAUUUGACUCAGAAGAACCAAUUUAUCAGAGAACAAGCAGUUUGGUCACACUGCUCCUUCCCGGGCCAAGGGGGUCGGGGCAGCAUCCCUCGUGCAGGCAGGAGGUGACUUUCUUUGACCAGUCAGUGGUGUGCGGUGGUCGAGGGGGAAGACACUCGGUGUAUUAAAAUGUCACAGUACAGAUAUCCUUUAGUAGCUUUUCCGUGUUGAACUUACACUUUUUUUUCUUUUAAGAGAACUAUAAUAGAAGAUGUUACAUUGCUCAGAUGGUGUAAGUCUUGCUGGUAUAUGUUUAAUGUGGUGACACUUGCCAGAACUACUUGGUAAAACAUGUCAGAGCGUGCGAGUCAACAUUAUGCUGUAAAUUUGUCCACAGCGAUAUGUAUCAUGCUGUAUUUUUUGUAAACAUUGUGAUGGUUCCUUUCAAAUGGUUAAGCAUAUGAGAUUAAAAAUACAGAUGCUUCAUUUUUAAUAGUCACAGAACAGAGUUACUGGACCGGACAGACCUCUCUCACUUAAUAACCUAAAGAUUUUGCAAAUAACUAGUAAGUCUAGCUUUAUUUUUAGUGUAAGAAGUGUAACCAGUGUCCUGGUACCACUCCCAAUCCUGUGCUCUCAUAUUGUGCAAAAUAACCAAAUGUAUAGUUUCAUCCUGAAAGCCACUUUAGCACUAGAAAUGGCUUGGCAGGUUUGGACCUUUCUUUUUGAACAAAAUUUUGCCCUCAGCUGCUUCUGUGCAAUCACCAGUGACAUGAAUAGUAGUCACAGACAGGCAUCAGAAGACAGGAGCCCAUCUCUUUUUUUGUUCAUGCUUGUUUUUUAAAAAUAAUAGACCACGGCAGCCUCUCUCUUGUUUUUAACUGCCAUCAUGGCCACUUGACUCCUGACCCACCCCUUUCGUUUAAAAACCCUUUCACAACUACUUGUUCCAAUUAGCUUAUUCACGAGGCAUUAUGAAUCCAUGCAGAUCGAAGCAUCUAUGUAUCCGCAAGAUGUUAGGUAUAACGCUACGGGACCCGAAAUAAUAGAUAGCCUGUAAGCCCUCGCACAGCGAGAUAUCCAUAUUUAAGCACCGUGCUUUGUAAGUCAGCACAUCCCUUCUCCAUGCUGGAUGCAGGCGGCAGGCUGGCAGCAGAAGGAAGCUGCUAUCUGUCAUGUCACUCCAGCAAGUCCCAGGAGGAUAGAUCCUUGUCUUAUCCUUCCAUACUCUUUAAUCUUACUGUCAUUUAUGUAUCUGCCUUCUCUCAAACUUUGUGUAGCAGUACCGCACGCCCAUCUGUGCCAACAUGCCUUCGCUAUAUUUUCUAUGACAAAUAUUUGUGGAGAAACUGUGAUUAAAAAACCAUUAAUCCCGAUAUUUUUAUUGUUAUGGUGUAGUUAAUUCUAUGAAUACUUUCUAAUGAUGAUUGUACUGUGUAGAGUAAGUACAGGUUAGGGAUAGACCUUUACCAGAUAUUGUACAAAAAAGUGCAUAGUGUAAUAUAGACUAGUAAGGUUUUUGUGACAAUUUCUAUAGGAUGUGUGAAUUGUUUUCUAUGUGGCAACACACAUUUCUUUUAAAAAAUAUAAAAAUCUUAGAGAAUUUUUUAAACAGUCAAUAUUUUUUAAUUAUAAAGACAUUUGUUACCUACAGUUUACUAUUUCAGGUGUUAAUCCUAAUUUGAAUAUUGGUUUUAUUACUACAUACCUCC